GUUUCCAAGAUGGCGACUUUGAAGUGUGAACUUAUUAAGAAUUUUACUCCAGAGAAGGCCAUUCAUCACAAUAAGAUCUCUAUUAUAGGAACUGGUUCAGUUGGUAUGGCCUGUGCUAUCAGCAUCAUAUUAAAAGGCUUGAGUGAUGAACUUGCCCUUGUGGAUGUCAAUGAAGGCAAACUGAUGGGUGAGACAAUGGAUCUUCAGCAUGGCAGCCCUUUCGUGAAAAUGCCAAAUAUUGUUUCCAGCAAAGAUUACCAUAUCACUGCAAACUCCAAUCUAGUGAUUAUCACAGCAGGUGCACGCCAAGAAAAGGGAGAAACACGCCUUAAUUUGGUCCAGCGAAAUGUGUCCAUCUUUAAAUUAAUGAUUUCUAAUAUUACCCAAUACAGUCCCCACUGCAAACUGAUUGUUGUUUCCAAUCCAGUGGAUAUAUUAACUUAUGUGGCCUGGAAGUUGAGCGGCUUUCCUAAAAACCGUGUUAUUGGAAGUGGCUGUAAUCUGGACACUGCCCGUUUCCGUUUCUUAAUUGGACAAAGACUUGGUAUCCACUCUGAAAGCUGUCACGGGUGGAUCCUUGGAGAGCAUGGAGACUCAAGUGUUCCUGUGUGGAGUGGAGUCAACAUUGCUGGUGUCUCCCUGAAGAACCUGAACUCAGAUCUAGGAACCGAUAAAGACCAUGAGCAGUGGAACAACGUCCAUAAGGAAGUGAUUGCCAGUGCCUACGAGAUUAUUAAAAGGAAGGGUUUUACUUCUUGGGCCAUUGGCCUGUCUGUAGCUGAUUUAACGGAAAGCAUUUUGAGGAAUCUUAGGAGAGUGCAUCCAGUUUCCACCAUAAUUAAGGACCUCUAUGGAAUAAAGGAAGAAGUAUUUCUCAGUGUUCCUUGUAUCCUGGGAGAGAAUGGCAUUACAGACAUUAUAAAUGUAAAUCUGACCCCCGGAGAGGAGGCCUGCUUAAAGAAGAGUGCAGAAACACUUUGGAAAAUUCAGAAGGAGCUCAGUCUUUAAAGCUGAUUAAUACUAGCACUCUGUAGUUUUUGAAGAAAAAAUAGUAGUAAUGGGAUUGCAUAUGUCAAACUUUUGAAUAAAUCUGAAUUCCUAAAAGUUGGAAACAGGAUAAGGUAGAGUGAUGCCCCUGCUUAUUUAGCCCUCCAGCUCUCUCAGAUGCUAGAUGAUACUUUAUUUUUUAUAAUUCGUAAGUGAUUGCACCAAAGGAGGUGUUUUUGGUAACUGUGAUGUACCAGUACUUGCCUUGAAUAUAUAUAGCUGCCAAUUGGUCCAAAAGAAUGUAUGAUGUAUGUGUUUACUGUGUUAUAGAAAUUCUUAUUGUUUUCAUCAAGUAUAUGCUACUUCUUUUCAUUCUGGCUGGCUUAACCUAUUCUCAUUUAUAUGUAAAAUGAAAGUUAUGUACACACAAAAAUAACUGUUAAUUCUAAUUCUAAUAACAAUAAAAUAAAUUUUGAUUUGACCUUGCUACUUUUAUUCUGAUAAUUUUUGUGAAUGGAUUGUACUUUUAAAAGAAAGGAUCUAAAUUGUAUAAACCCCCCUCAAUGAUGACUAGGACUAACUAAAAUUUAGUCGUUCUUUCUUGGGAGAGGUAUAGAGUGGGCUACUUGGCUCCCUAAUAUCUAGAAAACACCCUCUCAAAUCAGAAUAUUCUUUCUUUGUACCCUCAUGAACCUUCUAGUGUUCUUAUUUUGACUGAAAACCUUCUGUUCUAAUGCACAGGCCCUACAGGACAUAGAGCAGCUAUGUAGCUUACUAGCUGGUCACAAACUUGGCUACAGAAUCACUCCCUAUAAAGACUGAUUUCAAAUGCCAAUAAAAAAAGCAGGGAGGCAAUGUACACUAUACCUUCUGCUUUUUUCCCAAUUAUCUUCUCACAACUACCCCUUUAACUGUGGCCAGGCCAUCUUACCUAGUUAACAUUAAGCCCCAGGUACAUAGCUCUGCUUCUAGGAUUCCCUCCAUUUUAUUUGAUGAAAAUAGUCAUGGUUUAAUCAGAUCUAGAAAGGAAAUAAAUCUAGGCAGAACUGAUAGGAGGUACCACCCAGGACCUUUCACAGAAAAAAAGUCACUCAAAUCCCUCCAUUUCAAAUACUUCAAAAUUUCGAUUUCUAUGUGGUAUCCAAAGGAAAAAAACAAACAAACCACCAAACCCAUUGCUGCUGAGUCGAUUCCAACUCAUAGUAACCCUACAAGACAUAAAAGAACUGCCCCAUAGGGUU
Messenger RNA from Loxodonta africana (African savanna elephant), 2228 nucleotides. RefSeq names its product lactate dehydrogenase A like 6A (gene LDHAL6A). The record is from RefSeq and is a predicted model, not a curated record. NCBI's taxonomy places the organism in Eukaryota, Metazoa, Chordata, Mammalia, Proboscidea, Elephantidae. Bases 10 to 1008 code for a protein of 332 amino acids. Gene Ontology annotation, biological process: pyruvate metabolic process; lactate metabolic process. Gene Ontology annotation, molecular function: L-lactate dehydrogenase (NAD+) activity. Gene Ontology annotation, cellular component: cytoplasm. The transcript is spliced from 7 exons.